Messenger RNA from Tremella mesenterica DSM 1558, 1221 nucleotides. RefSeq lists its product as uncharacterized. Gene Ontology annotation, molecular function: O-phospho-L-serine:2-oxoglutarate transaminase activity; pyridoxal phosphate binding. The record is from RefSeq and is a predicted model, not a curated record. Gene Ontology annotation, cellular component: cytoplasm. Gene Ontology annotation, biological process: L-serine biosynthetic process. The transcript is spliced from 2 exons. NCBI's taxonomy places the organism in Eukaryota, Fungi, Basidiomycota, Tremellomycetes, Tremellales, Tremellaceae. Bases 1 to 1221 code for a protein of 406 amino acids.
AUGGAAAGAAGUCAAGUGCACAAUUUCGCAGCUGGACCGAGUCCAUUACCUACUUCAGUACUUGAAGAAGCUGCUCGUGGUUUGGUCAAUUACCAAGGGACCGGAAUGGGGAUAUGCGAAUUAUCACAUAGAGGUAAAGAGUUUAAGGGGAUUAUUUCUGGUGCGGAAGCUGAUAUUCAUUCCUUGCUCUCUGUCCCGGAUAAUUAUUCCAUACUGUUUUCCCAAGGCGGUGGUACUUCAAUGUUCUCAUCUAUAAUACUCAACCUUCUCGCCGCUCAUCGUUUAUCUUCAUCCAACAUUUCCCUUCCAGCUUCUUCAUACACUCCACCAAACAUCGAUUACAUCAUUACAGGUUCAUGGUCAUCAAAAGCUUAUUCCGAAGCUGUCCGACUUUGUUCACCUUCCUCCACUUCUUCACCCACAUACGCCAUCCCUCACAUUGCGGCAAAUACCAAACCUACCGGAUAUACAACUCUUCCAAGUAAAGAAGAAUACAAAUUCUCCUCAAAUCCAGCUUACAUCUAUUACUGUGAAAACGAAACUAUAAACGGUGUUCAAUAUUCACUUUCCGAUGAAUUUUCUUUCCCUUUCGAUAUGAUCCCUUCUCAUAUACCUAUAGUAGCAGAUUAUUCAAGUUCUUUCCUCUCCCGACCUAUCCCACAUCUAAACAAACAUGCUGUCAUCUUCGCUGGUGCUCAAAAGAAUUUAGGUCCAGCAGGAGUAACAGUUUUGAUCGUUCGGAAUGAUCUUCUAGUAGAUACUUCAUUGGCUUAUUCAAAAGGUGGGGUAAUACCAACUCCGAUAGGUAUGGAAUGGAAGAUUAUGGCUGAAAAUGGAUCUUUAUACAAUACUCCCCCCGUUUUCGCUAUUUACGUAUGUGCUUUGGUAUUGAAGGAAUUGGUAAGAAAUGGGGGUAUGGAGAAAAUGAAGGAGAUAAAUGAAGAAAAAGCUAAAAGAGUUUAUCAAGUUUUAGAUAAAGUGGAAACGAUAGAAAAGAUGAAAGGUGUUGUGAGAGAGAAAAAAGCUAGAAGUUGGAUGAAUGUUACUUUUGAGAUAAUCGAAAGAGAAGAAGACUUCUUUAAAGGUGCUGAAGAACGUGGAUUGAGACAGUUGAAAGGACAUAGAAGUGUUGGUGGUGGAAGAGCGAGUUUAUAUAAUGCUGUAGGGUUGGAAAGUGUUGAUAAGCUUUGUGAGUGGAUAUUGGAAUUCAGCAGGGUUUGA